UACCACCGAUGAGAUGAGAGUUACUAAUAAUCAAUCCCUUGACUUUAUUAUGUACACACGCUCUGUCACAGUAUCCUCACCAUCCUCAUCUUCCAUAACAACAAUUAGGAUUUCAGAAUUCUCACACUUUGCUAAAUGACCAAACAUUACUGUCCCAUGAAUCUCAAAAAUGCCACCAAACACCAUACAUGAAGGACCAGUAAGUACCAACAUUCAUCUCAGAAACAGAGCUUUUCCUAUCAGAUGGGUAAGAAAGGAAGCAGUUGGUUCUCAUCUGUGAAGAAAGUUUUCAAGUCUUCUUCUAAGGACUCAACUUUACAAGAGAACAAGAAGGAAAAGGAAGAGAAUUGGCAGCAUGAAGCAGCAGAGGAGGUAUCUAUGGAGCAUUUUCCUGCAUAUAGUUCACCAGAUAUCACCAAUGAAGGAAGCACCACAUCAACACCCUUAACAGAAGAGAGAAAUCAUGCAAUUGCCUAUGCUGCAGCAACAGCAGCAGCAGCUGAAGCUGCAGUGGCUGCGGCUCAAGCAGCUGCUAGAGUUGUGAGAUUGGCAGGUCAUGGACGUAACUCUAAGGUCGAAAAAGCAGCAAUACUAAUUCAAUCCUACUAUAGAGGAUACCUAGCUCGACGUGCACUGCGUGCUUUGAAGGGAUUAGUGAGAUUGCAGGCACUUGUGAGAGGACAUAAUGUGCGGAAGCAAGCACAGAUGACCAUGCGUUGCAUGCAAGCAUUGGUAAGGGUUCAGGCAAGAGUAAGAGCUCGCAGACUCCAAUUGACUCAUGGCAAACACGAGAGGACAGUAGUGGAACAACAUCCUACGACAAAGUUAGACACAAAUGGUUGGGACUAUAGGCGUCAAAGUAGCCAGAAAAUUAAGGACACUGAUUUCAGGAAACAUGGAACUACAAUGAAUAAGGAGAAAGCUCUUCCAUACGCUUUCAACUGCCAGCAACUGCAGAAGCAAUAUUUGCACAUAGACCCAAAUGUUGAUGAUAGUGAAAGUUACAGCAAUGAGCGUGAAAGAGCCCAAUUGGAUUGGAACUGGUUGGAACGUUGGAUGUUAUCACAAUCAAACAAUGUUAGGCCCUUAGGGUUGGGGCCACUUGAGACCCCACCAUAUACACCCACUGAUGACAUGUCUGAAGAAAAAACAGUUGAAAUGGACAUGGUUGCACCACGAGACUCAAUCCAUGCAAACAUGGGCCUCAUGAACCAAGAAUUUCGUGAUUUAAGUCCAAUCUCUAAACACCACCAACGACACCACAGUGGAGGUGUACCUAGCUAUAUGGCCCCAACACAGUCUGCAAAGGCCAAGAUUAAAAGUCAAGGCCCAUCAAAGCAUCGGGCGUCGUUUGGGUCUUAUUGGAGCUUGUCAGCACGGAGUCCUCCUACUGGGCUGGGCUAUGAUUCAUCUGGCUCUGGUGGGGCCACUGCUGCUCAUCCAAUUACAAGAAGCCCAAGCCCAAAAAUUAACGGGAUUCGCCUUCAAUCUAAACGGAUAUUGGGUGCUGGUGUUGAGGAUUGGCCCAUUCCCCCUGGAGGUCAUGGCUGGACAAGAUUUGAUUGAUUUAGUGCCUGUUUUUUCACAGUGGAUCAAUAGUGGACGUACGUCUGAACAGAUGCUGCAAUUUGUAUCUGUAGCUUCUGUAUUUUCGCGUUCGAAGGUGCUUAAAGGCAUGAUGGCGGUAGUCAAACGCCAAAACAAACACAUACUUAUUUAUUUUAUAGACCUCCUUAUAAUUAUACUAGCAUGUAUCAAUGGGAAUGUAUUUGUAAUAGUUUAAUUAUUACUAUUUAAGGACAGUAUAAUGUGGAUGAAAUUGUAUAAUCCCUCCCCAAAAACGAAUAUUAGGAAUCCUGAUUCAUGUUAUGUG
Medicago truncatula (barrel medic) is the source of this 1873-nucleotide messenger RNA. Its product is annotated as protein IQ-DOMAIN 1. Gene Ontology annotation, molecular function: protein binding. The record is from RefSeq and is a predicted model, not a curated record. Bases 244 to 1566 code for a protein of 440 amino acids. Lineage: Eukaryota; Viridiplantae; Streptophyta; Magnoliopsida; Fabales; Fabaceae. The transcript has 5 exons.